Bufo bufo (common toad) is the source of this 1815-nucleotide messenger RNA. RefSeq names its product protein mono-ADP-ribosyltransferase PARP15-like. Gene Ontology annotation, biological process: negative regulation of gene expression. The coding region runs from base 76 to 1722 and encodes 548 amino acids. Lineage: Eukaryota; Metazoa; Chordata; Amphibia; Anura; Bufonidae. The transcript is spliced from 12 exons. Gene Ontology annotation, cellular component: cytoplasm; nucleus. The record is from RefSeq and is a predicted model, not a curated record. Gene Ontology annotation, molecular function: NAD+ poly-ADP-ribosyltransferase activity; transcription corepressor activity.
CCAGAGCCGACACUUUGCUCGAAGGCUCGAGGCUUUGUUUUAACUGGGCAACCAGUACUUGUGAAAACCGCCAUCAUGACGGAUGUGGUGGUGUGCGAAACAUCUGUGAAGUUAAAAAAGGGGGACAUCACUGCUGAAAGUACAGACGCCAUAGUAAACCUAAGUAAUGCAACACUGGACCGCAGCGCUGCUAAACUCCCCAACGACGACUGUGUUGUGACCUCAGCUGGAAAUCUGGAGUGCAGCAAAAUAAUUCAUCUCAUUGACGUCCGAUCAGACGCCAUUGUUACCUCAGUGAUGAAGGCUCUUAAGGCCUGUGAUAAGGCCAACAUGGCGACCGUCAGUCUCCCAGCAAUGGUAACAGGUAACUUAAAAGCCGAAAGAUCCAUAAGACUGAUGAUGAAAGGUAUAGAAGACUACCUAGGCGAUCCUUCUGUCAUGACCAUUAUUUCUGAGAUCGUCAUUGUUGUCUUUAAACAGGAGAUUUAUGAAAAAUAUCAACGUUUUUUUCAGAAUUACAAGAAAAAUUACCCUCACUUCUCCGCUUUUGGAAAAAUGAUAGAACUAAUCAAAGGAGACAUCACCCUUCAGGCAGUGGACUGUAUAGUGAACCUGACAAAUAAGACUUUGAAUCGAUCUCGUGGUGUUUCAGGGGCAAUACUGUCUGCCGCAGGGGACACUGUUAAGGAGGAGUGCAGCAAAAUUGGUGUUUUAGGAGCAGAUGAAGUUGUAAUUACAAGUGGCGGGAAACUCGAAAGCGAACACAUCAUGCAUAUUAUUGGCCGAAACUCUAUGCCGGCCUAUGAACCUUCCAUCGACAGGAUUCUGUAUGAAUGCCAUAAGAAUGGGUUCACGAGCGUGGCACUGCCAGCCCUUGGGACAGGCAUGGCUCAUGUAGAUGUAGCAGAAUCCAUCAAGGCCAUUCUGAACAGUAUCCUGAACUACUUAUCCGAUACCUUAAUUCCAUCCCUCGAUACAAUCUUCAUAAUUGUCAUUCAGGAAAAUAUUUACAAGAAGUAUCUUGAGGUUUUUCAAGCCAAAAGCACAGAGCUUCAGGCACUCCAAAGGGAAGAAAGGAUCGUGGCAGCAACACUUCAUGGAGUAACAUUUAGCUAUCCCAUGACAUGGACAGACAUUGCGACAAGUGAAUUUCAGGAGGUAAUACUUGACGAAAAAUCACAAGAAUACAAAAACGUCAAAGAUAAAUUCAUCAAAACCACAUUGGCGAGUAAAUAUGAAGUUACGGAGAUCAAACGUAUUCAGAACAUAAAAUUAUGGCAGAGUUUCACCAUUAACAAGCAAGCAGUGAACAGGAAGAACCCUGGCCGGAAGAAUAUAAGCCACUUGUACCAUGGCACACGUUCCGAUGCCAUUAACAACAUUAACCGUGAUGGAUUCAACCGGGUCUACUGUGGUAUGAACGGAACAUCCUAUGGGAAUGGGACCUACUUCGCAGCCAAUUCACGAUACUCUUGUAGUGACAGAUAUUCUCAUUCUGAUGCUAAUGGGAACAAAUACAUCUACCAAGCCGCAGUGAUAACCGGACGGUACUGUGUGGGAAAUUGCUCCUACAAGGAAGCUCCACAUAUCGAUGGUGACGUCAACAAAGGCCGUUAUGAUUCAGUUGUGGAUAACGUCGAGAACCCCAAAGUAUUUGUUGUUUUUCACGAUGAUGUUGCCUACCCUGAAUAUCUCAUCACCUUCAAGAAAUGCACAUCGUAAGCUGUUGAGAAGAUUGUGUCUUAGAGCAUCGUACUUUUCUAAAACAAGAUUUGUCAGAUAUCAAGGGGGUCAUUUAUUAAGCUGAAAUACACC